CUCAUUUAUGUUUAAUGGUUUAAAAAAUUUUCGACAAGUUAUAAAAUUAGGUGUAAGAUACCGUAAAUACGAUGUGACAGAAAAUAUUGUGAGACACGAGAAGGUAACUGUAGAUAUUUUAAAUCGGAAAUUUGAAGAUGUGAUAAUGAUUGAUAGUUAUAGUGCCACUGGAUUCAAGAUUAACAAUGGAUUAAACAUAUAUGGUCCAUUAAUUAUGUUACCCCGAACUGUUUUGAGCUGGAAUGUUGCUAAUAUUGAUGAUAUUACCAUUAAAUCUUUAGCACUUUUUUACUUAUUAGAGCCCAAUUUAGAUUCAUUGAUAAUUGGAGUGGGGGAUCAAAAGAAUAUAAGCAAGUUUGAUAACAAUAUUAUACGUUUUAUGAAAACCAAAGGCAUAAAUGUUGAAGCAUUAGCCACAGACAAGGCAUGCUCCCUGUACAAUUUGAUGAUCUAUGAAAGGAGAAUGGUAGCAGCCGCUCUUCUUCCCCCCGCUACCUUCAAGAUAUCUCAAACCGACCUGGAAAACUUGUAUAUGGAACCCAUGGAACAAAUGGAUCGAGAGUUGAAAAGGAUCGACGACGCCAUUGAAAAGGGUGAAGCCAAGUUUGCGGAAGAAUAUAAACUUUUGGGGAAACAAACUAUGUCCGACGAAAAAAAAUGAUUUUUUUUUGUUGCGUAUUUUUUAAAUAUUUUAAAAACCCGCAUAUUAAAUUACUCGCUCACUAAUUUAAUAAAAGAAGAAUAUAUUGCAAUAUUUAACUUAGCAAUAUUGAUUAAAUUAAUUUAAUUUUAUGUCCUAAACUCUUGAAAUAUUUACAUAUCUUUUAUCUCAUUUUUCUUGUAGCUUUUGUUGUAAUCUUCCAUUUAUUAAUAACCUUAAUUACAUACCCAAAACAUUUAAAUUCAAUGACAUAUAUAAUACCUAGACUGACUAUUCAUUCAUUAAAAGUGUGCAUCGAUGCAAAUCAGCUGGAGACGCCAUUUUGGUUAGACUAAUCAUUAUUAAA
This is a messenger RNA of Gordionus sp. m RMFG-2023, 1007 nucleotides long. Its product is annotated as NADH dehydrogenase [ubiquinone] 1 alpha subcomplex assembly factor 3-like. Gene Ontology annotation, biological process: mitochondrial respiratory chain complex I assembly. Gene Ontology annotation, cellular component: mitochondrial inner membrane. The record is from RefSeq and is a predicted model, not a curated record. Lineage: Eukaryota; Metazoa; Nematomorpha; Gordioida; Chordodea; Parachordodidae. The coding region runs from base 8 to 661 and encodes 217 amino acids. The transcript is spliced from 4 exons.